GACUUCCUGUCGGUCUUGGAGAACGCCGAUUGGCUGGUCGCGUUCUAUGGAGUUGGCGCCAUAGCGAGCCUUCGUGCUGUCUUCAGAGCGCUUUCCCCCCAAAAAUACUACUCUUUGCCAGUAUUAGCGGUUUAUCUGCGACACAAUGGCUGAUAAAGACGCUGCAUUUGACGAUGCUGUGGAGGAAAGGGUGAUCAAUGAGGAGUACAAGAUCUGGAAGAAAAACACCCCUUUCCUUUAUGACCUGGUCAUGACUCACGCCCUGGAGUGGCCCAGCCUCACCGCCCAGUGGCUGCCAGAUGUCACCAGGCCAGAGGGCAAAGACUACAGCGUGCACAGACUGGUUCUGGGGACACACACUUCUGAUGAGCAGAAUCACCUUGUGAUUGCCAGUGUUCAGCUCCCAAAUGAUGAUGCCCAGUUUGAUGCCUCACACUAUGACAGUGAGAAAGGAGAGUUUGGAGGCUUUGGAUCUGUAAGUGGGAAAAUAGAGAUUGAGAUCAAGAUCAACCAUGAGGGAGAAGUGAACAGAGCCCGCUACAUGCCUCAGAAUCCUUGCAUCAUUGCCACCAAGACCCCCACAAGUGAUGUGCUGGUCUUUGAUUACACAAAGCACCCCUCCAAGCCUGACCCUUCAGGAGAGUGCACUCCAGAUCUGCGCCUGAGAGGCCACCAGAAGGAGGGCUACGGCCUUUCCUGGAAUCCCAACCUCAGUGGCUGUCUCCUCAGUGCUUCUGAUGACCAUACUAUCUGCCUCUGGGACAUCAGCACAGUGCCCAAGGAGGGCAAGAUUGUGGAUGCCAAGACCAUCUUCACGGGCCACACUGCUGUGGUGGAGGAUGUCUCCUGGCAUUUGCUCCACGAGUCACUCUUUGGAUCUGUGGCCGAUGACCAGAAACUCAUGAUCUGGGAUACACGGUCCAACAACACCUCCAAGCCCAGCCAUGCAGUGGACGCCCACACCGCUGAGGUCAACUGCCUGUCCUUCAAUCCCUACAGCGAGUUCAUCCUAGCCACUGGCUCUGCAGAUAAGACUGUGGCUCUUUGGGACUUGAGGAACCUGAAGCUGAAGCUGCACUCAUUUGAGUCUCACAAAGACGAGAUCUUCCAGGUUCAGUGGUCUCCUCAUAACGAAACCAUCCUAGCCUCCAGUGGCACAGACAGAAGGCUCAACGUCUGGGACCUCAGCAAGAUUGGAGAGGAGCAGUCUCCAGAAGAUGCUGAGGAUGGCCCUCCUGAGCUGCUGUUCAUCCAUGGAGGACACACAGCUAAGAUCUCAGACUUCUCUUGGAACCCCAACGAGCCAUGGGUCAUCUGUUCUGUAUCAGAGGACAACAUCAUGCAAGUCUGGCAGAUGGCUGAAAACAUCUACAAUGACGAGGACCCAGAAGGUGCUGCAGAUUCAGAGGUCCAGGCAUGAGUCCAGUCUCCACGUCUCUUCAUUUGACCUGCUUGUUAAAAAUGGAUCACUUUUCCAGUGUUGGGUGCAUAAGCAGUAAUGUCUUUUUAAAAAAAAUACAUUUUGGGCAGCAGUGGUUUUGUAGAAAAUUAAAAAAUAAAAUGCUGCAUUGUCAUCAUGUUGUGAAGUAUUUAAAAUACAGUCUGUAUAAGUCCGAUUUUUAGAUCUUUUAGUUUUUCAAACUCCCAAUACUCCACUCUGGCUUGUGAGGAAACCAUCACAGAUGAGUCCAUCAUCAUUCAGGUUUGCAUUCUGAUGGUUUUAUUUCUUUCUUCUUGAUUAGUUGUGCUGAAAACAUUUCUACAGAGAUCCAUUUUUAAUAAAUUGUAUAUACUGUAGGUUUUUCCUUUUUAUUGAUAUUCGUAGAAUGAAUUUUCCAGAUUGUGUGUUGUCACUUGUAUGUGUUUUUUUUUUUUUUUUUCUUUUCCCCUCUGCUUUUUUUCUGUGAUGCAUCUGAUCUCUUGUGUACU
Messenger RNA from Xiphias gladius (swordfish), 1929 nucleotides. Its product is annotated as histone-binding protein RBBP4. The transcript has 11 exons. Gene Ontology annotation, molecular function: histone binding. NCBI's taxonomy places the organism in Eukaryota, Metazoa, Chordata, Actinopteri, Istiophoriformes, Xiphiidae. Bases 146 to 1420 code for a protein of 424 amino acids. The record is from RefSeq and is a predicted model, not a curated record. Gene Ontology annotation, biological process: regulation of gene expression. Gene Ontology annotation, cellular component: NuRD complex; nucleus; ESC/E(Z) complex.